Oncorhynchus mykiss (rainbow trout) is the source of this 582-nucleotide messenger RNA. Its product is annotated as ribosomal protein lateral stalk subunit P1. Gene Ontology annotation, molecular function: protein kinase activator activity; structural constituent of ribosome; ribonucleoprotein complex binding. The record is from RefSeq and is a predicted model, not a curated record. NCBI's taxonomy places the organism in Eukaryota, Metazoa, Chordata, Actinopteri, Salmoniformes, Salmonidae. Gene Ontology annotation, cellular component: ribosome; cytosolic large ribosomal subunit. Gene Ontology annotation, biological process: translational elongation; cytoplasmic translation.
GACUCCUCCCAUAGAAGUGACGUUUAUCAACAUAUAAACAUAUGUCCCGCCCUUUUUCAUUCCCUUUCCGCUAAAGUCUAAGUAGUAAGUCAACGUGCCUAAGGUGCUUGGUUCUUCUUUUGAAGCUAAGGCCCUGAAUCCGGCGACUAGCACAACCAAAAUUAGGCAUCCGACGCCCAAACUAUAAAAUAUACAUAGAAAGAUGGCAUCUGUAUCUGAACUCGCUUGUAUUUACUCUGCCCUCAUCCUCCACGAUGAUGAAGUCACGGUCACAGAAGACAAACUGAUGGCUCUCAUCAAGGCUGCCAAUGUGACGAUUGAGCCUUUCUGGCCCAGUCUGUUCUCCAAGGCCCUGGCCAGCGUAGACAUUGGCAGCCUGAUCUGCAACGUGGGUGCAGGUGGUGGAGCUGCACCUGCCGCUGGAGGCGCUGCACCUGCUGCAGACGCACCAGCCAAGGAGGAGGAGAAGAAAGAGGAGAAGAAGGAAGAGUCAGAGGAGGGUUCCGAUGACGACAUGGGCUUCGGUCUUUUCGACUAAACCAGUUUUUGUAACAAAUAAAAUCAAAGAAACUGAACUGGCAA